AUGGUCCUGCUUCGAAUUUGCAUAGCUUCUGUGUUUCUUCUACUCCUUUCUCUGAGCCUUGUCUCUUACAACACCUCCAAACCAACUGGUUUCAGCCUAAAACUCAUUCCCAGUGACUCGCCGGACUCACCUUUCUAUCCUGGAAAACUAACCCAACAUGAGAGAAUUCAGAGAAUGGUUGAACUCUCAAAAGCCAGAGCUAAAUAUGUUGGUCUUCUAUCAACAGCCAAUCAGAUUUCUACUUUCUACCCAGAAAACAUUUAUCUGAAAAUGUAUAUCCACAGCCUUUUCUAUUCAGUUCAAGUAUUUAUUGGAACACCAAAAAGGCCUCAAACAUUACUAAUGGACACCGGAAGCCACCUUAUAUGGACACAAUGCAGACCUUGCAUUAACUGUUUCAACCAAACAGACCCACCCAUUUUCAUUCCAAACACUUCAGCCACAUACAGAAAACUCCCCUGUGCACAUCCAAUAUGCAGACAGCUUUAUCAAUGUGUCAAAAAUGAAUGUGUAUACAAUCAAAGAUACGGAGGUGGGUCAGUCACGAAAGGUUUGGCCUCGGUCGAAACAUUCGCAUUCCCUUUCAAUAGCAAUCAAACAAGAUCUGUAGGAAACAUAGUGUUCGGCUGCUCAAAUGACAACCAGAAUUUCACAUUCAGUGGCACUGGACGCAUUUCAGGAAUAUUGGGUUUAGGCCCAUAUCCAGAUUCUUUACCAAGCCAGUUGAGAAACCUCAUCAAUAAGCGUUUCUCUUAUUGUUUGCCAAGUUCAAUGACGCAAAACAGUGUUCUUAGAUUCGGCGAAGACAUACAGAUCAUUCCAAAUCUCAAAAGGACACCAUUCGUACGUAUGAACAGGUCUUCUCAUUAUUUCUUGAAUUUGUUAGAUAUAAGUGUUGCAGGACACCGUUUGGGAUUUCCACCGGGUGCUUUUUCACUCAAACAGAAUGGUAGUGGUGGUGUUGUCAUUGACAGUGGAUGUACAGUGACGAAUAUGGAGCGGGAACCAUAUGGAGUGGUGAUGAGAGAGUUUCAGAAUCAUUUUGUUCGGUUUGGGUUGGAGAGGGUUGUGAAUUCUUCAGAAGGGUUUGAACUGUGUUACAAACAGAGGAGGGGUUUUAGUCAUUAUGCUGGUUUGACAUUCCAUUUUGAAGGUGCUGAUAUGGUAGUGCAACCUCAGUUUAUGUAUGUUCAGAACUACAGGAUGAGGUAUUUCUGCGUGGCUUUGCUGCCGUUUACAGGGCCAACUUUGAUCGGUGCGUGGCAGCAACAGAAUACAAGGUUUAUUUAUGAUUUGAAUCUUCAAGAGCUUCAGUUUGCUCCUGAGGAUUGCUCCAGGGAUAGAUUGUUUUCUUGA
This is a messenger RNA of Ziziphus jujuba (common jujube), 1356 nucleotides long. RefSeq names its product aspartic proteinase nepenthesin-2-like. NCBI's taxonomy places the organism in Eukaryota, Viridiplantae, Streptophyta, Magnoliopsida, Rosales, Rhamnaceae. The record is from RefSeq and is a predicted model, not a curated record. Gene Ontology annotation, cellular component: extracellular region. Bases 1 to 1356 code for a protein of 451 amino acids. The transcript has a single exon.